This is a messenger RNA of Anoplopoma fimbria (sablefish), 1468 nucleotides long. Its product is annotated as THO complex subunit 4-like. The transcript is spliced from 6 exons. Gene Ontology annotation, biological process: mRNA export from nucleus. The coding region runs from base 146 to 928 and encodes 260 amino acids. Gene Ontology annotation, cellular component: nucleus. NCBI's taxonomy places the organism in Eukaryota, Metazoa, Chordata, Actinopteri, Perciformes, Anoplopomatidae. The record is from RefSeq and is a predicted model, not a curated record. Gene Ontology annotation, molecular function: mRNA binding.
GGUAUAUCGUCACUUCCGCUCAGCAUCUACGCCACUUCCGCUAGCUGUAACACCGCGCCACCGGAGAAAGCCGCCGAUAAACAACCGCGUCUCCACACCGACGGUCCUUUGUUCGUCUCAGCAGCAGCUAACCCGCACACACAGCAUGGCGGACAAGAUGAGCAUGUCUCUGGACGACAUCAUCAAGCUCAACAAGAAGGGAGGCGGAGGAGGACGAGCGUCCGGCGGACAGGCGGGAGGCUCAGGGCGGGCCGGAGGGGCGGCCAGGCCGGCCAGGACCAGACAGAACAACUUCACCCGGGACAGGAACACCCGGUCCACCCCCUACACCCGGCCCAGAGAGUUACCAGACAAAUGGCAGCAUGACAUGUUUGAGGAGCAUGCUGGGGGACACAGAGGACAAAGUGCAGUAGCAGAAAGAAGUGUAGAAAACAAUGGCAAGCUGCUGGUUUCCAAUCUCGAAUUUGGCGUCUCUGACUUGGAUAUCAAGGAAUUGUUUGCAGAGUUUGGGAACUUACAGAAAGCAUCUGUACACUAUGACCGGUCUGGUCGCAGUAAAGGAACGGCAGAUGUCCACUUUGAAACAAAGGCAGAAGCACUCAAAGCCAUGAAGCACUAUAACGGUGUGCCACUUGAUGGCCGUCCCAUGAAAAUCCAGCAAGUGACUUCAGAAGUCGACACUGAGAGUAGACCUUCUUCACAAAGUUCAAACAGAGGGUUUGACCGCAGCAGGCUUGGACAGCCCAAGUUUGAAAGGAGUGAACGGAGUGAUAGGGGUGAAAGGAGUGAACGUGGUGAACGGCGGCAACGUGGUGGCAGCGGAGGCUUCAGAGGUCGUGGAAGAGGAGGUGGAAACAGACCUCAACUUUCAGCAGAGGAGCUUGAUGCCCAAUUGGAUGCUUACAAUGCCAAGAUGGACACCAGUUAGAAGCGCUCAGAAUGGAUGAUACUUCUAUCCCCUUUUUUAUUUUUUCUUUAAAUCUCAAUUGGAUAGGAUUUAAUGGACUUUAUGACCAUUUUGUUGCUUUUUUAAAAAAAACAAAAAAACCAUUUUUAUUGUAAGGACCAUUAUAUUCUGUUUUUAAAAUUUCUCUUUUUUUUUUUUUUUUUAAACCAUGCUUCGGUUUUAUGAUUUGGGGAUUUUUUUUUCUCCUGUUCAACCGGCUCUUGUGCUUUUUUCCACAUGCAUGGACAACUGCAACAUGAUCUUUUUUUUAAAAUCACAUAAACAUGAUUCAGUGGUUUGACAGACUGUAAUGUAAUGGUAAAAAUGUUAAUGAAAUCCAGUUCUGUCAUUUGGUACUGUAUACAUUGAACAUAUUUCAAAAGGGUUUUGUACAUAAAUAAUUAUAUGGAAUCAUCUUUCUGUUUGUUUAUUUUGAGAUUUCUCUUUUUGUUGCUCUUCACUGUGACAGUUGCUGCCUUUUUUUUAAACAAAAUGAAUGAAAACCAAAUGAAACAAAGUUGU